Molecule: messenger RNA, 1623 nt
Organism: Monopterus albus (swamp eel)
Lineage: Eukaryota; Metazoa; Chordata; Actinopteri; Synbranchiformes; Synbranchidae
Gene: nubpl
Product: nucleotide binding protein-like
Exons: 11
Coding region: 116-1093 (325 amino acids)
Biological process (GO): mitochondrial respiratory chain complex I assembly; iron-sulfur cluster assembly
Cellular component (GO): mitochondrion
Molecular function (GO): 4 iron, 4 sulfur cluster binding; ATP-dependent FeS chaperone activity; ATP binding
Source: RefSeq, a predicted model, not a curated record
GCGGACAAGGAAGGAAAAAUAAAAACACUAAUGUCGCCGAGCCUACAGAUGCGUAAUUUGUGCAAACUUGAUGCGCACUAAGCUAUUGACGCGAGGAGUACCAUAGCGGUUUAACAUGGCAUCGUCCACUUAUGGAAGAUUGUCACAUUUACUGAGAAUAUGCGUUAAUAAACAUUCAGUCUUACAAACAGGGACAGAGAUGAAACCCGGACAUGUGUGCUGUGCGCACUUCAUGCGAUACCAGAGGUUGGUGGACAGUAAGGUCUUAACGGAGAGACAGAAGCAGCAGAUGGCUAGAGGUCUUCCAAAACAGAAGCCUAUCACAGGGGUCAAACAGGUCAUCGUUGUGGCUUCUGGGAAAGGCGGUGUGGGCAAGUCCACCACCGCAGUGAAUCUGGCUCUUGGAUUAAUGGCCAAUGAUCCAUCAAAGUCUGUUGGUCUGCUGGACGCUGACGUCUACGGCCCGUCAGUUCCCAAACUGAUGAACCUGAAGGGAAACCCGGAGCUCACUGACAACAAUCUCAUGAUCCCACUCACCAACUACGGGAUUCCUUGCAUGUCGAUGGGUUUCCUGGUGGAGGAUGUGGCUCCUGUUGUUUGGAGGGGGCUGAUGGUAAUGUCAGCUAUAGAGAAACUGCUCAGGCAGGUGGAGUGGGGGUCAUUAGACUAUCUGGUUGUGGACAUGCCCCCUGGGACAGGAGACGUCCAGCUGUCGAUCACCCAGAACAUCCCGAUAUCAGGAGCUGUAAUCGUGUCAACACCGCAGGACAUCGCUCUGCUGGACGCUCGCAGAGGAGUCGAGAUGUUCAAGAGAAUGAACGUGCCGGUUCUCGGUCUGGUGCAGAACAUGAGCGUCUUCCAGUGUCCCAGCUGUAAACACCAGACCCACAUCUUUGGCUCCGACGGAGCCCGACACCUCGCCCACACUUUAGGAGUCCAGUUUUUAGGUGACAUUCCUCUUCAUCUGACCAUCCGAGAGAUGUCGGACAGAGGGAAACCAGUGGUCGUCUCCUCUCCUGACAGCCCCGAGGCGGAGGCGUACAGAAAGGUGGCGUCUGCUGUCGUCCAGCAACUAGAGGAGGUCAACACCUGACUGACUGGAAAUCAGCUGGUUAAGUGACAGGACAUUAACAGUGAUCAUAUACUGUAUGAAGACACUGUGAUGUGAGCACAGUAGCAGUACACACCAUUUGUACUGAGUAUUACAGUAUUUUGGAAAAAAACAUGAUUCAUUGUUACGUGAUAUUUAAUAAAACACUGAACUAAAGUCUGUUUCUGAAUAUUACAUUUUAAAAUAAUAUUUAAAGCUUUGCUCUGUGACUCCACUUGGAGCAAGAACUACAAAACUAUAUACUAUGAACUAGUUCCAGUGCACUGUAAAUACAUGCCAGUAAAAUAAAUAAGCUGCUAAGAUGACAGUAAUGUAAUAUUACUUUGUUGCAAAAGAAAUGUUUUUGGAUUUGACUCCUCGGCUUGGAUUAAAAGUUUGUGUUCAAGAUGUAAAACAAAUUCACCUUUUCAUGAAAAUCUUUGUGCCAGUUGAACAUGAAAAUGAAAAUAAAAAUAGUGGCUGUUUAAAUUCUUACAUAAAGAUGGUGACAAAUAAAGGAGACUCCUGAGUAA